UCGACUUCUCUGUCUUUCCUGCCCAAUGUCCCACCGAGUAGGCUGAACCACGUGUACGCGAUAGCUAUUUUGUUACUUGUUUCUCAAACGUCCAGUUCUUUUGUGUUUCGUUGAAACACACAACAAGCACCAUGGUGAAAUUAGCGAAGGCAGCCAACAAGCAGGCAACUCAGAAGAAAAAGGCCCCUCCACCCCCCAAAGAAGUGGAGGAGGAAUCAAGUGAAGAGGAGAGCAGUGAGGAGGAGGAGACUCCGCCCCCUAAAGUGGGGAAGAAAGCCACACCAGCUAAAGCUGCCCCAGUUGUUAAAAAUGGUGCUGCUGCCAAAAAAGCAGAAAGUGAGGAGGAUGACGACGAUUCAGAGGAGUCUGAAGAGGAAGCCCCCCCACCAAAAAAGACCCCCGCAAAGGCUAAAACCACACCAGCCAAGGCAGCUCCUGCAAAGGCAGAGGAGUCAGAUGAUGAGGAUGAUGAUGAAGAGUCUGAAGAAGAGGCCCCACCACCCAAGAAAGCAGCUAAACCUGCUGCCAAGCCCCCAGUGAAGGCCAAACCGGCAAAGGAGUCCUCUGAUGAGGAAGAAUCAGAAGAAGAGGCUGCACCUCCCAAGAAGGCCGCUCCAGCCAAACCAGCUGCAAAGGCUGCCAAAGAGGAGUCUGAUGACGAUGAUGAGGAAGAUGACUCCGAGGAAGAGAUGGACACCGCUCCUGCUCCAGCAAAGGCAAAGAAAGCAGGCAUGGUCAAGGCCAAGGAAGACUCUGAGGAGGAGGAGGAUGAUGAAGAUGACGAUGAGGAGGACGAUGAUGACGAGGAUGCCCCAGUUACACCUGCAAAGAGGAAGGCAGAGGGCAAGAAGGACACACCUGCCGCCAAGAAAGCAAAGGCAGAAGGCGAAGGGUUCUGUCUAUUUGUUGGAAACUUGAACUCCAACAAAGACUUUGACGAAAUCAAAGAUUCCCUGAGGAAAUUCUUCACCAAAAACAGUCUUGAGGUCGCUGAUGUCCGGUUGGGUGGAUCCAAGAAAUUUGGUUAUGUGGAAUUUGCAUCUGAAGAGGACAUUCAGAAGGCACUGGAGCUCAACGGCAAGAAGGUCAUGGGUCAGGAGUUGAAGUUGGACCGUGCCCGAAGCAAGGAGACUUCACAGGAUGGCAAGAAAGAGAGGGAUGCACGGACACUGUUUGUGAAAAACCUCCCCUUCUCUGCCACGGCUGACGACUUGAAGGAAGUCUUUGAAGAUGCAGUUGAUGUCAGGUUACCUCAAGGCCAGAAUCCAGGUUCAAAUAGGGGCAUUGCCUACAUCGAGUUCAAAUCUGAGGCUGAAGCAGAGAAGAUGCUGGAGGAGGCUCAGGGAGCUGAUGUACAGGGGAGGUCCAUCAUGGUCGACUAUGUUGGAGAUAAGAGCCAGAAAGGGGCCAUGGCAGCAGGAGGAGCCAGUGCAGCCAGUAAAACACUGGUGGUGAACAAUCUCUCCUUCACAGCCACAGAGGAAGCCCUACAAGCCACAUUUGAGAAGGCCGUCUCUAUUAGGAUUCCACAGAGAGAUGGCAGACCUAAAGGUUUUGCUUUUGUAGAGUUCGAGAGUACAGAGGAGGCCAAGGAUGCUCUGGAAAACCUCAACAACACAGAUAUUGACGGCCGGUCGAUCCGACUGGAGUACAGUCAGAACACUGGCAGAGACGGGGGCAGAGGAAACUCGGGUCCAACAAAAACCCUCUUCGUCAAGGGACUCUCCGAGGACACAACAGAUCAGAGCCUCAAGGAUGCGUUUGAUGGCGCCGCAGCAGCCAGAAUAGUCAUGGACAGAGACACAGGGUCAUCAAAAUGUUUUGGCUUUGUGGACUUUCACAAUGAGGACGACUGCAAGGCAGCCAAGGAGGCCAUGGAUGACGGCGAGAUUGAUGGCAGCAAGGUCACCCUCGACUACGCCAAGCCCAAGGGUGAAGGCGGUUUCCGCGGAGGUCGCGGCGGUGGUGGAUUUGGCGGCGGUCGCGGCGGCAGAGGAGGCCGUGGAGGUUUCGGUGGUGGUUUCGGCGGCGGCUUCGGUGGUGGUCGUGGAGGUGGCGGCAGAGGAAGAGGAGGCCCCCGUGGAGGUGGACGUGGACGUGGUGGCUUUGGAGGUGGACGAGGUGGCGGUGGAUUUGGAGCCAAACCCCAGGGGAAGAAAAUUAAGUUUGAUGACUAAAUCCUUAGUCUAUUUUACUUUUUUGAAUGGACUCUGGUUUCAUCACUUUUCAGAGCUUUUGGACAUUCCAGAAAGCGUCAUUGAUAUAUAUUUAACUGUUAACGGGCAUUUUAGCCCUUUAUUUAGACCCCUCAAAACCUUCCCCACCCUUGUGUGCCAGAAUGGUACUUUUGACCUUCUCAGCUCAAGAGCUUUGUGUGAGUACUGAAUGUCCCGAAUGCAAACCUGCACCUCGCGCCCUCAUUAGCUUACUUGUUUUUCCGAAGGAGUAAAAUGGAACGGGUCUGGCAAACGAGUUUGCUGUGAAAAAUACGCUUGUCUUUGUCAGAUACAUUGUGUAAAUUUAAACAGUUUGUAUGAUUUUCAUUUUACCUUUUGUAAAAAAAAGAAGUUUCACUUGUAUCCAUAUGUUUUUGUUUUUAUUUUUGUCAUUUAGUUUGCUUUAUUUGCCAAGUUUUACUGUAAUGUGCAAAGCAUAUUUUGAUAGCAGAUUUGAGUCGGUGCUCAAGAGUUGGGUGUUAAGAAAAUGGCAAAGAUGUUCUGUCAUGUUUAUUUGGUGGGGCCCAGUCAAUGUCUGAGUCACGGAGGAUGGAAAACCUCUAGUCUAUGUAACAUAAAAUAUUUGUAGUGCAUUGACUAAUUUUUUUCCCCAUCUGAGAAUCUCCAGAUUUUCUCGUGAUUAAAUAAAACCUUGUAGGUGGUGAUUUUUAAA
Anoplopoma fimbria (sablefish) is the source of this 2889-nucleotide messenger RNA. It is a transcript of the gene nucleolin, whose product is annotated as nucleolin. The record is from RefSeq and is a predicted model, not a curated record. Gene Ontology annotation, molecular function: RNA binding. Bases 132 to 2177 code for a protein of 681 amino acids. Lineage: Eukaryota; Metazoa; Chordata; Actinopteri; Perciformes; Anoplopomatidae. The transcript is spliced from 16 exons.